This is a messenger RNA of Mucor velutinosus, 636 nucleotides long. RefSeq lists its product as uncharacterized. Gene Ontology annotation, biological process: positive regulation of mRNA splicing, via spliceosome. Gene Ontology annotation, cellular component: spliceosomal complex. Bases 1 to 636 code for a protein of 211 amino acids. The record is from RefSeq and is a predicted model, not a curated record. NCBI's taxonomy places the organism in Eukaryota, Fungi, Mucoromycota, Mucoromycetes, Mucorales, Mucoraceae. The transcript has 4 exons. Gene Ontology annotation, molecular function: zinc ion binding; RNA binding.
AUGUCGUUGUUCGUCGGUCGCUUGCCUACUCAUAAUUUCGAUGAUAGAGAUUUAGAGGACAUUUUUUACAAGUAUGGUAGAAUCAUCAAUUGCCAAUUAAAGAGAGGAACUCGUUUCGCAUUUGGCUUUAUUGAAUUCGAGGACCCUGAAGACGCCUAUGAUGCUAUCAGAGAUACGGAUGGUCUUGACAUUGAUGGCACUCGCAUUGUCGUGGAGAAGGCAAAGGGAACCCCCCACAAGCAUAGUGGUCCAGGCUGUUACAAUUGUGGCGAGGAAGGUCAUUACGCUCGUGAUUGUAGAAGAGGUGGAAGACCCGAUUAUCGCAGAGGUAGUAGAGAUGACAGAUACAGAUCUCGUAGCCGUAGCCCAGAUAGAUACAGUUCUCGUCACAGAGAUCAUUACAGACGGGGCCGCAGCUACUCCCGCUCUCCAUCUCCUUACGAUGACCGUCGUGGUCGUAGCUAUUCUCGUUCUCCUCGACCUGCUGCUCCCAGAGGAUAUAGCCGUAGCCCACCACCUAGAGACCUUUCUCCUCGCAGAGAUUAUAGCCGUUCUCCCCCUCCACCAUCACAACAAGAGCCAACUUCUUACCCAUCAGAGGAUCGUAUGCAACCUGAAGAUGAAAAGAGAGAUUGA